Mangifera indica (mango) is the source of this 1908-nucleotide messenger RNA. Its product is annotated as diacylglycerol kinase 5-like. The transcript is spliced from 13 exons. The coding region runs from base 231 to 1814 and encodes 527 amino acids. Gene Ontology annotation, molecular function: ATP-dependent diacylglycerol kinase activity. Lineage: Eukaryota; Viridiplantae; Streptophyta; Magnoliopsida; Sapindales; Anacardiaceae. The record is from RefSeq and is a predicted model, not a curated record.
GUGGGUCUCUUGUGGUUUCUUCUUUGUUAAGCAAAACCGCGGUGUUCCUUAACGAUGUUUCCGGGAAAGAGAGCUUCCGAGAAUAGCUUAUAGCUCGCAGUCUUUCUAUACUUUGAUAAUUCGGGUGAUCUCUCUUUCUUGAGAAACAUACAACCAAUUCAAUUUCGGCCGAGUUUUUGCAUUGAUGGAAAUAUAUUCUUUUAGUUAGGCUGUUACAUUACGGUUUAACGAUGGAUAACAAACAGAGACUACGAAAAAAAAGGGAACUUUUUACCAGUUUAUCUUCUGCUUCUGGGAAAUUCUUCCGACCCUUUCAUGAUCUUCUAUCAAAGAGUUCGGAUGAAGCAAUGGCUGUUUCCAAAUCCAAGAGUGUCUUACAGGAUUAUCAUAUUCCAAAUUACAUUCUUAUAGCUGGAUCUGAGCCCAAAAAUGCUUCCCAUAUACCUGCUUGUCCAGUGAUAGUGUUCAUUAACUCCAGAAGUGGUGGUCAAUUGGGUGGGAAACUUCUUGUCACUUAUCGUUCUCUUCUUAAUGAAAACCAGGUUUUUGAUUUGGGAGAAAAGGCCCCUGAUAAAGUACUUCAUGUACUUUAUGCCAAUUUAGAAAGGUUAAGGUAUGCUGGAGAUGUCUUGGCUGCUGAAAUUCUGAAGAGAUUGAGAAUAAUUGUUGCCGGGGGAGAUGGCACAGCUGGAUGGCUUCUUGGAGUUGUUUCUGAUCUUAAACUACCUUAUCCACCUCCAAUUGCUACAGUGCCAUUGGGAACUGGAAACAACCUCCCAUUUGCAUUUGGUUGGGGAAAGAAAAAUCCCAACACAGACCGUCAGUCUGUUCUGUCAUUCCUGGAACAAGUAAAGAUUGCGAAAGAAAUGAAGAUUGAUAGCUGGCAUAUUCUCAUGAGAAUGAGGAUUCCUAGACAAGAGCCAUGUGAUCCCAUUGCACCUCUUGAAUUACCCCAUUCUUUGCAUGCAUUUCAUCGUGUCUCUGAAAAUGAUACACUGAAUGUGAAGGGUUGCCACACAUUUCGUGGGGGAUUUUGGAACUACUUCAGCAUGGGAAUGGAUGCUCAAGUGUCAUAUGCUUUUCAUUCUGAGAGGAAGUUACACCCAGAAAAAUUCCAAAAUCAGUUAGCGAAUCAGAGUACUUAUUUGAAGAUUGCUGGUACUCAAGGAUGGUUUUUUGCUUUUCUUUCACAACCAUCUUCGCAAUCACGGAACAUAGCACAGCUAGCAAAAGUUAAAAUCAUGAAAAAACAAGGCGUGUGGGAGGAACUCCAUAUACAUCACAGCAUUAGAUCCAUUGUUUGCCUCAACUUGCCCAGUUUUUCUGGGGGACUUGAUCCUUGGGGAAAACCAUUGAGGAAGAAACUACGCCAGAGGGGCUUGACUCCUCCAUAUGUAGAUGAUGGCCUCAUUGAGAUAGUUGGUUUUAGAAAUGCUUGGCAUGGACUUGUUUUGCUUGCUCCAAACGGGCAUGGGACUCGUCUUGCUCAGGCAAACAGAGUACGGUUUGAGUUCCAAAAGGGCGCUGCUGACCAUACAUUUAUGAGAAUGGACGGUGAGCCAUGGAAACAGCCUCUCCCAGUUGAUGAUGACAACGUAGUUGUGGAAAUUUCUCACCUUCGCCAAGUGAGUAUGCUUGCCAUCCCCGGUUGCCGGUCGAGAAGCAUAUAUGAUCUGCCGCCCGCCAGUUUCCCUGAUGCCGAAAGCAAUAGUGUCAAGGAAGAAUAUGACGAAGAUUGGGAAGAACGAAGGAAGUUUGGCGCUGCUGACUCAUUUAAAUUUCCAGAUGAGAUUGAUAUAGCUCAUUUCAGUUGAACUACAGACUGCUAAACUUAUUUUCCCUAUUUUUCCAGGUCUAUAACAUCUCCCCAGUGCUAAACCGAUUGGUUUCACUUGGUUUUCAUUAUAA